AUGGAAGGAAAACUUCUUAUUCUUCUGAUGGUAGCUUAUGCUAGCGCCAAGUUUCCAAAUGGUUGCGACUACCGAGGUAGGAAGUACGACAUAGACCAGGAGUUCUCUGCUGGAGACGACUGCAACAAAUGUACUUGUAAAUACGACGGCCAGGUCACGUGUACACAGAAAAAGUGCCUCCAAUUUUGCGACUACAAGGGCAGAAAGAUCCCCAUUGGAAUGACCAAACCUGCUGGUGAUAAUUGUAACACCUGUACAUGCAGACCCAACGGACGUCUUGAAUGUACCGAGAAAAUCUGCUUCUGUGACUACAAGAACAUGAAGGUGAGGAUCGGAGAAACCAUCAAGUCCGGAGACAACUGCAACACGUGUACAUGUAAACCUAACGGGCGGUUGUCCUGUACUGAUAAAACAUGCUUCUGUAGCUACAAGGGCCAGGAACUGAAGGUUGGACAGACAGUCCCCGCCGGAGAUAACUGUAACAGGUGUACAUGUAAACCUGAUGGAAGUGUCAGCUGUAGCCAGAGAACUUGCUUCUGUAUGUACAAGGGAGAAAAGAAACAGAUUGGAAGCACAUUCCCUGCCGGCGAUAACUGUAACAGAUGUACCUGUAGAAAGGACGGCAGUGUCAGUUGUAGUGAUAGAACUUGCUUCUGCAGCUACAAGGGAAAGCAGUUUAAAAUCGGAGAUAGCUUCCCCAAGGGUGAUGAAUGUAACACAUGUUCCUGUGCUGAAAACGGACGAGUGACCUGCUCCGACAAAAACUGCUAUUGUACCUACAUGAACAGACAGAUUCCAGUUGGAGAGAACUUCCCCAAAGGCGACAAUUGUAACACUUGUUCCUGUAACACUAAUCUCCAAGUGACUUGUUCCGAUAGAAUAUGCGCAUGCCAUUUCAAGGGAAAGAAAAUCCCCAUUGGAGAGACCUUCCCCAAGGGCGAUAAUUGUAACACCUGCUCCUGCCUUAGACGUGGAAAAGUAUCCUGUUCCGAAAGAGUUUGCUUCUGUGAACAUAACGGAAAGCAGUACAAAGUUGGAGAGAAUUUCCCCAAGGGUGAUAACUGCAACCGAUGCUCUUGUGGACCCAACGGGCUGGUGAACUGCACAGACAAAUACUGCAAAAAGGAACAAUACAAACCAUGAAAACCUUGACUAGGUUGAAACGCAAGGACACAACGACCAAUGAAACCUUUAACUUGUAGUAAUAAAUGAAGUUGAUAAUCUGUACAUAUUUACUAAUGAUAUAAUUGUUCUAGAUAAAAAAAAC
Magallana angulata is the source of this 1267-nucleotide messenger RNA. RefSeq names its product kielin/chordin-like protein. NCBI's taxonomy places the organism in Eukaryota, Metazoa, Mollusca, Bivalvia, Ostreida, Ostreidae. The record is from RefSeq and is a predicted model, not a curated record. The transcript has 12 exons. Gene Ontology annotation, cellular component: AMPA glutamate receptor complex. Gene Ontology annotation, biological process: negative regulation of BMP signaling pathway. The coding region runs from base 1 to 1143 and encodes 380 amino acids.